Molecule: messenger RNA, 1059 nt
Organism: Alnus glutinosa
Lineage: Eukaryota; Viridiplantae; Streptophyta; Magnoliopsida; Fagales; Betulaceae
Exons: 2
Coding region: 120-1004 (294 amino acids)
Molecular function (GO): polysaccharide binding
Source: RefSeq, a predicted model, not a curated record
AAAAAAAAAAAAAAAGGUCAUUUGCUUAUGUUUUUUCAAAUCCCUCUACUCAGAGUAAACACGUUUUGCUCUUCUCUGUUCUUCAGGCGUACAUGGCAUGAGAAGUAAACAGCACGAAGAUGCAGUCUACACUAACCCUAUCCACCAUAUUCAAGCUUAUAAUCUUAACAUUGCAGCUGCAAACACUUCCCACUACUUUGGCAGCUCUCUCCCUCUGCCGAAACUCCUGCGGCAGCAUUGCUAUAAAGUACCCAUUUGGGCUCGACGAUGGGUGCGGCGCGCCGCAGUUCAGGCACAUGCUAAACUGCACCACUGACUUGUUCUUCACAACUCCUUCCGGCAUCUACAAAGUCCAGUCCAUCGACUACGUCAAGAAAACAAUGGUGAUCUACGACCCAGCAAUGUCCACGUGCUCCAUUCUACAACCUCACCACGACUUUGUUAUGACGGACAUUCAGUCAGUCAUAAUACCUCCCUCGUCGGACACCGUCUUUGCCUUACUAAAUUGCUCUAUCGACUCGCCUGUCCUUAACCAUUACAAGAAUCUAUGCUUCAACUUUUCAGGCCACUCGUGCGACGAGCUUUAUGGCCCGUGCAAUGCUUUCCGGGUGUUCCAUUUGUUAGCCAACAGUUCUCCGCCCUGCUGUUUUACAGGGUACGAUACGGUGAAGUAUAUGAGCAUGAAUAUCUUGGACUGCUCGCAUUAUACCACCGUGAUUAACACUGAUAAUUUGAUGGGAAUGGGACCGUUGGAUUGGGUGUACGGGAUCAAGCUGUCCUUCACUGUAGCGGAUACUGGAUGUGAACGGUGUGCGCAGUCUGGUGGCGCUUGUGGGUUUGAUACUGAGACUGAGGGGUUGGUCUGCCUUUGCUCGAGUUAUGUGAAUUCUACUAGAGAAUGUGCUGCAGGCAGUAUCACAGCUAAAGGGCAGAGUCAUGCUCCAUUGUCACUGUUCCAAGCACUUGUGUUGAUUCUGGGGACAUUUCUUCGCAUGACUUUAUGAUGAUGUCUCGCUGUUAUUUGAUCUUUUUUUUGGGGGUUUUUUUUUGUUUUUUGGU